CUGUCAAUUAUUGUCAAGUGGUGUAGGUAAAGUGUACAUACUCGUUGUUAUCUGCUUAUUUUUUAUUUAAUUUAAAGGUGUUCAGUAUAAUUCCGUAUAACUAAUUAAUGAACCCCAAAUAUCUUUGGAUAAGACUGUAGUAACGAAUUAAGAUGGCAAGGAACGCAGAGAAGGCUAUGACCACAUUAGCCCGAUGGCGGGCAGCACAAGUGCAAGAAGCUGGCGGUCAGAGGGAGCGCAGACCAUACCUUGCUUCAGAAUGCAAUGACCUUCAACAGGCAGAAAAAUGGAGACUACAGAUUGUGAGAGAAAUCGCAAAGAAAGUAGCGCAAAUACAGAAUGCUGGUUUAGGUGAGUUUCGAAUACGGGAUCUCAACGAUGAGAUAAAUAAAUUGAUGAGGGAGAAACGUCACUGGGAGGUGCAGAUCAAAUCCCUCGGAGGGCCGGACCAUGCGCGCGUGGGACCGAAAAUGUUGGACCAGGAUGGGAAAGAAGUUCCAGGGAAUAGAGGUUAUAAAUAUUUUGGUGCUGCAAAAGAUCUACCAGGUGUCCGUGAGCUAUUCGAACAAGAACCGCCGCCGCCUCCGCGCAGAACUCGCGCGGACUUGAUGCGUGACGUGGACGCGGAUUACUACGGGUAUCGAGAUGAUGAAGAUGGUCUAUUGAUACCUUUAGAGCAAAUUGCUGAAAGAGAGGCCAUAGCACGAGCAGUGGACGAAUGGAAACGAAAUAAGGAAGAAAAUAAAGAGCAGGAUGUACCAGAGGAAGAGAAUAUAUAUCCUGAAGAUCCCGAAGAUAAGCGAAUAGAAGAUGACAGUGAUUCAGAAAAACCAGUAUCACAUGUUGCAGUGCCGUCACAGAAGGAUGUAGAAGAAGCGCUUCUUAGAAGAAAGAAACAGGAGCUUCUAGAAAAAUACGGGUGUUUAGACGUUAAAGUCGAGGAGAGCUGACGUAGAUUGUAAUUUAGGGCUUUAAGAAUAUAAUAUUUUUCAAAUA
This is a messenger RNA of Colias croceus (clouded yellow), 996 nucleotides long. RefSeq names its product pre-mRNA-splicing factor ISY1 homolog. The transcript has 7 exons. Bases 153 to 950 code for a protein of 265 amino acids. Gene Ontology annotation, cellular component: Prp19 complex; post-spliceosomal complex; post-mRNA release spliceosomal complex. The record is from RefSeq and is a predicted model, not a curated record. Gene Ontology annotation, biological process: mRNA 3'-splice site recognition; generation of catalytic spliceosome for second transesterification step. NCBI's taxonomy places the organism in Eukaryota, Metazoa, Arthropoda, Insecta, Lepidoptera, Pieridae.